This is a messenger RNA of Vigna unguiculata (cowpea), 2084 nucleotides long. Its product is annotated as HAD-superfamily hydrolase, subfamily IG, 5'-nucleotidase. Gene Ontology annotation, molecular function: 5'-nucleotidase activity. NCBI's taxonomy places the organism in Eukaryota, Viridiplantae, Streptophyta, Magnoliopsida, Fabales, Fabaceae. The record is from RefSeq and is a predicted model, not a curated record.
UGGUGGUUGUAUAAAAACUAAAAUUCGUUGGGAAUGGGCGCGUAAAAGCAAGGGUACGAUUCUUCGCAGUUUGUGGCCAUACACAUUCACAUUCACAUACACAUACUUUUCCCAAUACGGAUACAAAAUCUCCUUUUUCUUCCUCGAUCUUGAUUCAACCCUGCACAAUCAAAUGGCCUCUCUUCGUAUUCGUACCCGUCUCCCUCUCUGUUUCUCCAUACACGGGACGCUGCUUUCACGUUCUCCACUCCACCAAGGGUUUUCGGGAAGCUCCCGAAGCUACAGCGUCGUUGAAUCUUCGCAACAUUGUUUACUGAAGUCCGAUGAGGAAGAGAUAUCCGCGCUCCGUCGCGAAUUCGAAGCCGUCAAACAGAGUUUUCUCUCUAUUCCUGAUGCGCUCAGAAGAAUGCCCAAAAUGAAUCCUAAAGGCACAUAUGUGAAUAGGAACUUGAGAUUGGAUAAAUUGCAAGUUUAUGGGUUCGACUAUGAUUACACUUUGGCGCAUUACUCGUCGCAUUUGCAGACUUUGAUAUAUGACCUUGCCAAGGAGUAUUUGGUUGGUGAGCUUAGGUAUCCGGAGGUUUGCUUGAGUUUUAAAUAUGAUCCAACUUUCCCCAUUAGAGGCCUAUACUAUGAUAAGGUAAAAGGGUGCCUCAUGAAGCUGGAUUUCUUUGGUUCGAUUGAGCUGGAUGAAUGCUUCUAUGGUAGACGGAAGCUAGAUCAAAGGGAAAUACAUGACAUAUAUGGCACUCGGCAUAUUGGUCGUGAUCAAGCUCGAUCACUUGUUGGUUUGAUGGAUUUCUUCUGCUUUAGUGAGGCAUGCCUUCUUGCAGAUAUAGUGCAGUACUUUGUUGAUGCUAAGCUAGAAUUUGAUCCUUCCUAUGUAUAUGAGGAUGUUGUUCGUGCAAUUGAGCAUGUCCAUCGAAGUGGCCUGGUACAUCGAGGAAUUCUAUCUGAUCCACGUAGAUACAUGGUGAAAAAUGGAAAGAUAUUGCAUUUUCUUAAGAUGCUAAGGGAGCGGGGGAAGAAGCUUUUCUUGUUGACUAAUUCUCCUUAUUACUUUGUGGAUGGAGGAAUGCGUUUUAUGUUAGAGGAUUCUAUGGAUUGUAGAGACUCCUGGACGGAACUGUUUGAUGUUGUGAUUGCUAACGCCAAUAAACCGCAAUUUUAUACAUCUGAGCAUCCAUUCCGUUGUUACGACACGGAGAAGGACACAUUAACUUUUACCAAGGUUGAUAAAUUUCUUCCCGGUAAAAUUUAUUAUCAUGGAUGCCUGAAAUCCUUUCUCAAAAUAACCAAGUGGAACGGCCCAGAGGUGAUAUAUUUUGGAGAUCAUCUAUUUAGCGACUUGAGAGGGCCAUCAAAGGCAGGUUGGCGUACAGCAGCAAUCAUCCACGAACUAGAGAGCGAAAUUCAAAUGCAAAAUGAAGAUACCUACCGUUCUGAGCUGGCAAAGUUUCAUAUAAUACAAGAACUACUUGGUAAAUUGCACGCAACCGCAUGUAGUAGCUUGAGAACUCCAGCUUUCAAUUCACUUCUGGAAGAACUUAAUGGGGAGAGACAAAAAGCACGCAGCAAGAUGAAGACGAUGUUUAAUAGAUGUUUUGGAGCAACCUUCCAGACUAGCACAGGACAAGAAUCUGCUUUUGCCUAUCACAUCCACCAGUAUGCAGAUGUUUAUACCAGUAAGCCAGAGAAUUUUCUUUUGCAUUCACCUGAAGCAUGGCUUUAUGUUCCAUUUGAUGUCAAGAUCUUGCCUCAUCAUGUCAAGGUUCCUUCAACCUUCUUGAAAACUGGAUGAACUGCACUCCAAAUCAUUCAAACUUCUAAUAACGGAAUAAUGAGGUGACAAAUCAACUAAGCAUUUAAUUUGUGAGAGGGACUACUGGAAGACAAUUGCUGCUGUGAAAACGUCCAUUCAAUUUUAUUCUUUUUGUUCUUCUUUCCCUAAUUUCUUCUUGCCACUGCUAACUUUGUCUCGUAUGCUUCAAUUCAUUAUUUCUAUCUGCUAACUAUUCAUUACGCAAAAACAACUUAUAACUAUUAAAUUUAUAUUAAAAAUAAUUCAUUAACGAGAUUAAAAA